AUGACUUAUGCGACGUUUUUCCCGACGCGUUGGCCUGCAUCUACGUAUGGGCCAGGUCUGCAUAACUAUGAGAUCCACACUGAACAGAGUUCGUGCGCGCAUGGCUGGAGCGCUGCAAGGGCUGCAUUGCAUCUUCAAACUCUUUACAGCCAUCUAUCCUCGGAUGGUGCGGAUGAUCGUUCUUUCAUUCAUUAUGAUGGCAACGUUUACAGCCUGGGUGAAGGGGUCCCGCUGCCGUGUUUUUUGGAUAGGAUUGAGGCCAAGUAUAGGGAUGUUACAGUAUUGACGAUAUGGUUCAACGAUAGGAGAGGCAUUGUCGAUGUAGACGUCCUCAAGGGGCAAUGCGCAGAGGCGCUUGUUCCUGGGAGUCAAAAUCGGGGGUUCGCGACUCAGUUCUCGUGGGCGUUUAGGUGGAUGUUUGCGAAGUGCCUACGAGGGAGGAUUGGUAGAGAAUAUGGUCGUUUGCUGUCGGAUUUGGAUUGA
Molecule: messenger RNA, 483 nt
Organism: Macroventuria anomochaeta
Lineage: Eukaryota; Fungi; Ascomycota; Dothideomycetes; Pleosporales; Didymellaceae
Exons: 1
Coding region: 1-483 (160 amino acids)
Source: RefSeq, a predicted model, not a curated record